This is a messenger RNA of Moneuplotes crassus, 1586 nucleotides long. Lineage: Eukaryota; Ciliophora; Spirotrichea; Euplotida; Euplotidae. The record is from the annotation of a GenBank genome assembly.
CGAAGAUGGGCUCUUGACUUUCAUGAUUUAAAGACCAGUCGCAGCUAGAUGGUAAUCAAAAGGUGCUAAGAACCGCACCGACUCAAGAAGAUGCUAGGAUACAUAAAUAGUACGGAAAAAGAAAUCUGUUACCAAAGAUCAGACCAUAGAGAAGAGACCAAAGUAGACUUACAAACCGAAAGAUCAGGAUCCAUGCAUCAGCUAUUAGAGCAAGAUAAAAUUUAUACUCAUGAGCUUAAGGAUACUAAAGAACUUCAUAUCUCGCAAUCUAUGAGUGAGCUACAGAAUGAAGGGACUAUUAAAGGUAUAAAUGAUACAAGUAAGAACCAAACCCUCCUUGAGCCUGCAAUCCAAGCCAAUUUAGAGGAAUCUGAAGUUCAAUUAGGUAGUGGAGCUAUUUCUGAGCAAGAAAAUAUAAAGCUCGAUCCAAAGAGUGCUUCACACUCUGACCACCUUGAGAUUCCUUUUUCAAACAAUAGCAAUUUUGGUUCUUUCCAUGCACAAGUUGUUGAUCAUAGUGAAGAGCAUGGCUCAAGGUUUGAAUCUAAGCAGAAUAAUUCUGCUGAGAAACCCCACCUAAAACACCGGUCUAUCUCAAAAGAUAUCGAUAGCAUAGAUGCUGGUGAGGUCCAAGAGAAAAUUAUUGAAAAAUCUGAAAUCGAAGAGGAAAGUGUAGAGACUAACAAGAUCGACACGCAGAAAGUUGAAGAAAACCUUCAGGUUUCAGAAGAAAUUUCAACUAAAAUCGAAACAUUAUCUCAAGAAAUUGAGACAUUUCAGAAGCAAUUCCAUAAUAAUCAAGUUAUUGAGACAUUUACUAAUAAUUUUCUAAAGAAGUUGCAAGACUUGAGUAAUGAUGCAGAGGAUAUUAGAGAGCAGCUGGAAGAUAUCUUAAGUCAUGAACCUAACUUCUCAGGAAACAAUCCCUCUGCAGAUAUAUUUAAUGCUGAGACUAGUUCCAACAGUCCUGAAGAGGACUCAACAGGAUUCAGCCCAGAAGAUGUAGAAAGGAACAUCAAAAAUCUUGAAAAAGUCCAAUCAAAAUACUCAAGGGGCCUUUCAGAAUUCUUAAAAUUUGAGGAAACUUGAAAAGAGAAAAUAGUUGAUUAUUUGGAACAAGAGUUUGGCUACUUCAUUGAGAAAUAUGAAGAGAUUCAAGAAAAACUCCCUAUUGUUGAGUCUAGAGUUCAACAAACUCUCCAAGACAUUAGAAAUAAUUGGGAACACCUUGAUUUUUCAGAAGAAGAUGAGGAGAUUAUCCAUGAAGCAAUCACCAAUCUUGACCUCGAACUAGAACGGAUCCAAGAAAUUAGCCAAGACGUUGGGAAUUUGAACGAGUUGGUUAAUAAAGGUAUAAAGUGGGAACAAAAAAAGUUUAAAAAUAUCCCUAUGGAAGAGAUUCGUGAUACGAGAAAGUUAUUCUCAAAACAUGACUCAGAUUUCAACAUAGAUCUGUUAAGAGAAGAAUUAUAUUGCCUCCUAGAGAUGCAAGAAAGAAUUGAAUACUUAAGAGUUGACUUAGAAGAAACAGGCAUCACACUAACCCCUUUCAAAGAAGAAGAGGAAUACUAAUAAACAACACUAAA